This is a messenger RNA of Hirundo rustica (Barn swallow), 5133 nucleotides long. It is a transcript of the gene NFIB, whose product is annotated as nuclear factor I B. The coding region runs from base 292 to 2001 and encodes 569 amino acids. Lineage: Eukaryota; Metazoa; Chordata; Aves; Passeriformes; Hirundinidae. The transcript is spliced from 12 exons. Gene Ontology annotation, molecular function: DNA-binding transcription factor activity, RNA polymerase II-specific; RNA polymerase II cis-regulatory region sequence-specific DNA binding. Gene Ontology annotation, cellular component: nucleus. Gene Ontology annotation, biological process: regulation of transcription by RNA polymerase II. The record is from RefSeq and is a predicted model, not a curated record.
ACCAGCAGCAGCAGCAAAAGCAAGAUUCCUGCGCCGCCGACUACAAGAGGGUUAAAAGUGUAGAUUGGAUUUCACCCCGGGAAAUCUAGCACACGGAGUGAACUUGAAUCUUUGGCUAUUUAAGGAGGACUGGGGUUUGUUGUGAAGUUGUGGUGAUCCAGAACAGAGCCCCGUCCUGAUUGAUUUCAUCUUCCUUGAGUCUCAGAUGACUGUAAAAUGAAUAGAUAAAAUUAUUCUUUUUUGAGGCUUUUCUUAGGGUCUCUCCGGGCAGCGUGUUCUCAAAGCGAAGUCAUGAUGUAUUCUCCAAUCUGUCUCACUCAGGAUGAAUUUCACCCGUUCAUUGAGGCACUUCUUCCACAUGUCCGUGCAAUUGCCUAUACUUGGUUCAAUCUUCAGGCUCGAAAACGCAAGUACUUUAAAAAACAUGAGAAACGAAUGUCAAAGGAUGAGGAAAGAGCAGUCAAGGAUGAGCUACUUAGUGAAAAGCCUGAAAUUAAACAGAAGUGGGCAUCCAGGCUCCUGGCCAAGCUGCGCAAAGAUAUUCGUCAAGAGUUCCGGGAGGAUUUUGUGCUCACAGUUACUGGGAAGAAGCACCCAUGCUGUGUAUUGUCCAAUCCUGACCAGAAGGGCAAGAUUAGGAGAAUCGAUUGCCUGCGACAGGCUGACAAAGUCUGGCGUCUGGAUCUAGUCAUGGUGAUCCUGUUCAAAGGCAUCCCCUUGGAAAGUACAGAUGGAGAACGUCUCAUGAAAUCCCCACAUUGCACAAAUCCAGCACUUUGCGUCCAGCCACAUCACAUAACAGUAUCAGUCAAGGAGCUUGAUUUGUUUUUGGCAUACUACGUUCAGGAGCAAGAUUCUGGACAACCAGGAAGUCCAAGCCACAAUGAUCCUGCCAAGAAUCCUCCAGUGUACCUUGAGGACAGUUUUGUGAAAUCCGGGGUAUUCAAUGUGUCGGAACUUGUGAGGGUGUCAAGAACGCCCAUAACCCAAGGAAGUGGAGUGAACUUCCCAAUUGGAGAGCUUCCGAGCCAGCCAUAUUACCAUGAUAUGAAUUCAGGAGUAAAUCUACAGAGGUCCUUAUCCUCUCCACCAAGCAGCAAAAGACCCAAAACGAUCUCCAUAGAUGAAAAUAUGGAGCCAAGCCCAACAGGAGACUUCUAUCCUUCUCCAAAUUCACCAGCUGCAGGAAGCAGGACAUGGCAUGAAAGAGAUCAAGACAUGUCUUCUCCUACAAUGAAGAAACCUGAAAAGCCUUUGUUUAGUCCUACUUCUCCCCAGGAUUCUUCAUCAAGACUCAGCACUUUUCCCCAACAUCACCACCCAGGAAUCCCAGGAGUUGCACACAGUGUCAUCUCAACUAGAACUCCACCUCCACCUUCACCGUUGCCAUUUCCAGCACAAGCUAUUCUCCCUCCUGCCCCAUCUAGCUACUUCUCUCAUCCAACGAUCAGAUAUCCUCCCCACCUGAAUCCUCAGGAUACUCUGAAGAAUUAUGUACCUUCUUAUGACCCGUCCAGCCCGCAGACUAGCCAGCCUAACAGCAGUGGUCAAGUAGUAGGGAAAGUGCCUGGCCAUUUUACUCCAGUUUUGGCACCCUCUCCCCAUCACAGUGCGGUGCGACCUGUGACCCUGACCAUGACAGAUACUAAACCCAUCACUACAUCCACUGAAGGUGAGGCAUCUUCACCUACAGCAACCACCUACACAGCCUCAGGCACAUCCCAAGCCAAUCGAUAUGUGGGACUAAGCCCAAGAGACCCAUCCUUCCUACACCAGCAACAGCUGAGAAUUUGUGACUGGACCAUGAAUCAAAACGGCAGGCAUUUAUACCCCAGUGCCAGUGAGGAUACAUUGGGAAUUACUUGGCAAAGUCCUGGUACCUGGGCUAGCUUGGUUCCUUUCCAAGUAUCAAAUAGAACACCGAUCCUGCCGACAAAUGUCCCAAAUUAUGGCUUGAACAUAAUUGGAGAGCCUUUCCUUCAAGCAGAAACAAGCAACUGAGGGAAACAAAAUUAAAAGAAAAAAUAAAAAAAUUAAAAAAAAAAAAAAAAAAAAAAGGAGAAAGAAAGAAAGAAAAAGAAAAAAGAAAAGAAGACAGUAUGAGAAAAGAACCUGAAGAAAGAAGAACAAAAAUAGACCAGCAAUUGCAGCUCUUACAAUCACUAAUUCCCUUAUGGUUGAAACUGAAAUGAUAUACAAAGGGUCGAUGAUAUUUCACUGAUGGGUAGAAUGCAGCUCCUCCUAAGUAGCCUUUGUUAUAUGAAGUCCGCUGGGAAAUAGAUGUUCUGUCUCCGAUAAUAUAUUUUAACUGACUUUCUAGAUGCCUUAAUAUUUGCAUGAUAAGCUAGUUAUAUUGGUUUAGUAUUCUUGUUGUUUACGCAUGAGAUCACUAUUCCUGGUUAUCUCACAAAACAAAGGCUAGGCAGCAAGAGCAGAGCUGCAGGAGGACAACGGCUGUGAGCCAGCCAUUUUCUCAGUAGUCUGAUUUCUAAAUGUUAUAAAAAUAAGCUCUGUAGCUGUUAGUUAUCAGUAUGGAUUUAUUAAACUUUGGCCCUUAAUUCAGACUUUUUCUAGUGUGUUAUGCAGUCUGAAAUUUUCAAUCAGUAUGGACACACAGGCUCUAUGGAAGAAAUGCCUCUAUGCAGGUAAAAGUGUUAUCUUUUCAUGCAACAAGAAAAGAAAAGAAAAAAGAAAAGAAAAGAAAAGAAAAGAAAAGAAAAGAAAAGAAAAGAGGAAAAAAGUGACAGUUUCCCCACUAAAGAAACACUUACAGAGGCAAGUGCAAUUUAAAAAUCAUAUCUAAGAGGUCAUCACUAUAAGUCCUUCAGCCCUUGGACUCUAAAUUGAGGGGUUUAAAAAUAAAAAAUUACUUUGAACAAACUUAUUUUUCCCCUCAGUUUUUGAGGGCAUUACAAAUCACAUCCUUGAGAACAAGAAAUAAAUGGAAACACAGCACUUAUGUUGGUUUAGCUGCUGCCUCCACAGAGGGGUAGGAUUUAUUUAUUUAAAGUUACUUGUUGCAUCAAGAACCCAUAGGGUUUACAUGUUUCUGUAAAAUCUACAUCAUAGAGACAAAGACAUAGGCAAAUCCAUGUCACAAGGGCAAAGCUUUCCGUUUACAAACUGGUAAUACCAGGAUGGGGAUAUGUUGUAUUUAAAUAAUGCACUCUUAAUGUAAGUCUAAUUACAGGGUGCUGUAAACUUGCAUGGUGCUUUCAGAAGUUAGCCUUGUUCAACAAUUUUCACAUAUUGACAGAAAUAUAAUGUGCAUGGGCAGACAUUUUGCCUCUAUGUCUCUUUAAAAAUUUAAAAUACUCUUUCCAGUAAUCCUAAUUUGCACGAAGAUAUAAUGUCCACAUUACGUGCCUUGCCUUGAAAUGUAAAAAAUGGAAAAAAAACAAAAAGAAGAAAAAAAAUACAAAAAAAUUGACAUCACUACACUUUUUUUGCUGCAUUUAUUAUAAUUUUAAAUCUUUACCAUUUUUAUGACAAAAUAUUUUGUACUCCAGAUACGAAAAAUGUGUGACAUCGUGGAUUUUUUAAACAGUUAUACCUUUAUCUUACAUUUAUAAAGCAUAUCAUGGCUGUUUAUAGUUGCCGCUUAAAAAUUGUAAUCGACCAGCAAUAUUUUCAGUAUUUUGGUGUUUUUUCUAUUAACCUUUCAUGUUUUUUCAUCUUCCAAUUAAUAUUGUGGGGAGGGGAUACAAAUUUAUAUGAAUUAUGCAAUACCAAGUUUUGCCUAUGUAGGUAGUGCUUUUAGCUGUAUUGGUUAUUAUAGGUAAGUACACAAAUCUAAAAAAAAAAAAAAAAAAAAAAAAAAAAAAAAAAAAAAAAAGGAAAGAAAAAAAAGUAUGCUUUUUUUGUUUGUUUUAAUUGACCAAAGUGGGUACUGCUAUUUUUGCAGUGUGAUGAGGUCCUUUUCUGUACUGAGGUGGACAGGGGAUUUUUUUUUAUACAUACAUAUAUAUAUAUUCUGGGGUUGGGGGGAGGAUUUUUAACACUUUACAGUGUAGCUGUGAAGCAGUGCACCCUUAGCCAGGCAAGCUGCAAAGCAACUGUUCUGCCUACUGUGACAAACUUUUGAAUCGGUUCCCUCUUUUUAACUUCCCACCUGGGGUGCAAGCUGAAAUCAUUUCUGGAUUUAAAAAAUAAAUAAUGAAUUCUGUUGGAGGCAGACUUGACUUGAGGAAAUUGUUUUCCUUCAAGAUUUUUUUUCAUGAGAAAGAGAGACAGACAUAGAAAGAGGUCAAGACCCACAGUGAGAUGAAGCCUUUUCCAUUCUGGCGAAGAUAGUGCAUCCUGAAGUGUUCAUGUUAAAAAAUGUUUUUAGCUCAGAAUGACAAAGACAUUCACUUUGUCUAGGAAAUGCAAGUACAGGGCCAAAAUCUUUGCUGGCAAAAUUCCACUGGCUCCAAUUCCAGUGGACUCCUGAGCUGUGCAAAUUGAGAAUUUUCCUCCCUUAUCCUGCUUGAUUUUUUCCCUGUACAUAACUUUUUAAUAUUCUACUCCCCUCUCACCCCACCAAGUUUCUUAAUUCAGCAUUUGAAUUACAAUUUUCAGCCUGCUUGGGCUAGUGUCAGAAGUUUGCAGUCUUCUCAUGGAGCAGAUCAGAUGGAGACCUCUGGGCUGUAGCAGAGAAGGAGUUUCUUUAUGCAAGGAAUUAAACCAUGGUGGAAAUAAAAGUGUGUUUCCAGUAAAAUCCCAUUUUGCAGUAGUGGGCCUAAUGCUUGUGACCUCUUACACAAAAGGGAUAUUUGCAAUGUAUAGCUCAAAUCAGGGUGUUUUCUUUAAAGCCCAGUCUUCUAAUAGCAUGAAAACAGAGAAGCAAAUAGUCCUGUGGAUAGGAAAAUUCAUCCCUUUGCAGUUCUCUGUGUUUUUGUGUUUUUCCUACCCUGGAGAUAUCCCAGAGGCACACCUCCAGCAUCAGCCACCCCAGUGAGCACUGGUCAGGGGUGUACCACCCUCAGUCCCUUCUGGCUCCAGCUGUGGUUAACAGCAGUGGUAGUGGCAUGUCCCCAUGUCUCCAGGAGGAGAGAGGGUGUAGGCAGGGCUUGAAUGGCUACAGAGAUGGGAAUUGUAGGAAAAUGAACCUUUGAGAUUUAGCUGAACUGGGAAGGGGAAAAAAAAAAAAAA